Molecule: messenger RNA, 2248 nt
Organism: Alosa sapidissima (American shad)
Lineage: Eukaryota; Metazoa; Chordata; Actinopteri; Clupeiformes; Clupeidae
Gene: gng13b
Product: guanine nucleotide binding protein (G protein), gamma 13b
Exons: 3
Coding region: 413-616 (67 amino acids)
Biological process (GO): phospholipase C-activating G protein-coupled receptor signaling pathway; sensory perception of taste
Cellular component (GO): heterotrimeric G-protein complex
Molecular function (GO): G-protein beta-subunit binding
Source: RefSeq, a predicted model, not a curated record
CAGUAGCUGCGCAGCGCUCACUCGCUUUAAGGCUGUUAUCACUGCCGUAGACACAACUUCCACAGCAUCUCUUACCGGCACUGCAGCUGUUAGCGGAGGUGGACUUCACCAUACUACUAGAGGGAAACCGAUGUAUACCUCCAAAUUUGUCUCAUAUACAACAAAUACCGGGAACUGCUGGACUUAAAGCGGUGCAUUUUGCAAUAUUGUAUUUAUACAGGACGCUCAACAGCAGAAACACUGACUCUGACGGCUAACUCGUUGAGAUAUUCUGAGAUUUCGAUAAAUCAUCCGGACUAGUCCAUUCCCAAAAGAAGCACCGAGCCAUUUCCUUGCACCAAAGCUACCGCUAUAACAUCAGUAAGGGUUUCUUUUUCUAGGGUGACCAUCCUCACAUAAAGCCGCCACCGCCAUGGAUGAGUUGGACCUUCCCCAGAUGAAGAAGGAGGUGGAGAGUCUCAAGUACCAGCUGGCCUUCAAGAGAGAGAAGUCUUCCAAAACAGUUACUGACCUGGUGAAAUGGAUCGAGGACGGCGUGCCUGACGACCCUUUCCUGAACCCCGAGCUGAUGAAGAACAACCCCUGGGUGGAAAAGGGCAAGUGUGUGAUUCUCUAAAAGAGCCGGGGAUGAGUAACGUCCGUCCUCUCCACCUCGGCCCCACCGUGCCCUGCGCUGGACAGAGGCAGAACGCCGCUUUCUCUAACCCCACCCACCCACCUACCCACCUACCCCUGCCAGCCCCCUCCCUCCCUUCACUAUGAAUGUACAACAGACAUCCCGAAGAGGACCACUUGCUCAUUUUACACUGACAUGUUAGCACCGUUACAGUCACACUUGCAAGAAUUUAAGGAAAAAAAAGAAAAGAAAUUGCCAUGCAUAACUGUUAUAAUCAUGAAUAUCUAUAUAUCUUUAUAUGCCGUAAAUGGAUUUUAUUCUCUAGCAUAUUGAUUCCUUUUUGGUGUUGUCGCUGCUGCUUGCGCUUUUUUGAUAACACGUUGAAGCGUAUACUCACUGCCAGUAAUGGCCUGAUAGUCUGCUGGCUGCCUAAAACAAGGAGAGGAGAGGAGGUGUGGAGGAGAGACACGGAGAGGGAAAAAUGCUACAGCUUAAAAAAAAAACAGCUCUGCUUUAUUUAGAAUCACUGAAGGCAGAGUCAGUCUUGUAACACCUCCUCUCUCUCUUUUACUGAGUAGCCUGAAAUCAUUCCAGUAGGCCCGAUGCACUUAUGCCGCUUUGCCAGACCUCCGCACCUCCCCUCCCACCCCAUAUCUCUGAAGUAUGAUUCUCAAAGGUGGGGUGUCUGCACCUGCCUGUCUACACCCUGUAUUUUGUGCCGACCCCCAUAGGUAAAGAUGUCCAUGCAGCACCUGGAUGACAGGUACAGUUUCAGCCAUACUUUAAUGGGAUGCAAAUGGCAAGGAUGAUAAGAGAAAUUUACAUUUUGCACGUUUUUCUGUUUUUCCUCCUUGGAAUUCAGUAGUACCGUCCCGCACAACUAAUAUAUGCUAGCGGAAGAGCGACAGCAAGAAACACACAGCACACUCACUGAGGCACACUUUGUUUUGGUUUGGAUUUUCUUUCAUUCAAACAUGUACAGACGUAUGUUCUUAAUUUAUUGACUUAUUUAUGGUAAUUUAUUUAUUUAUGGGUUUACUACUACUACUGAAUCUGUGGGUGCUGUUUGCUUGGGGAGUUGUGUUGGACUUGCUGUUUUUAUGCCCGCACCCUUCCUCCAUCAUUAUAGGAGAAAGAAAAAAAAACACAAAACACCUUGCCAGUUCACCAUCAAAUACUGCCUUGUACACAACCUCCUUAAAACAAGAAUGUAUGUGUGUCGAAAAAAGGGGUUGGCCUUCCAUCUACCACCCGCAAUGUUGACUUGUGCUCGUAUGCAUGGAGUUUAAAGGCUGCACACUGGCUGAGGCUUUGGGUCAGAUUUCCAACAGCACAAUCUGUCAGCUGCCAAGGCACCGAUGAAGAAAGGCAAGGAUGUUGGUUUAUUUGUUGUUUCUGAUUUUGUUUUCGUUGGCUUGUUGUUGAUUUUGUUUUUCAUUUGUUUUUAUAUUCAACAUCUAGUAGGACGCUGUUUAUCUAUCUAGCAUUGUACUAAUUGUGGGAGUGCUUUGGGAUAUUAUGCAUACGAUCAAUUACUAGUUUAAUGAUGAAGCAAUAAGCAAUGACAAUUUUUUUAUUGAAUGUUUUACAAAAACAUUUAUCCUAUUGAAUAAAGUAGAGGAUUUUUAGACA